This is a messenger RNA of Heterotrigona itama, 707 nucleotides long. The record is from the annotation of a GenBank genome assembly. NCBI's taxonomy places the organism in Eukaryota, Metazoa, Arthropoda, Insecta, Hymenoptera, Apidae.
UUUUCUUUUUUUUUUUUUUAGUGCUAAUGCCACGAACGUUACACUCUGCCAACGACUGAAAACACGAUAAUUUCGACGUUUACGGUCGGUUCGUUCCACACGGCACGCCGAUCUCGUACUGAACGCUGUUCCUCAUGGUGAGAUCGAGCUGAUGGUUGAAAAUGGUCGAGGGAUCGGUGGUCGGGACACGAUUGGCACGCGCUGGAAUUAACGCGGUCAACAGGGUGCAAAAGGGUGGCGACGAAUAGCAACGUUCGCACAUUACUCUUCCUAUAUGGGCCAUUAAUUCUUCGGUUAGUUCGGUGUAUCGAUCGGACAUUAUUGACUAUGCAGCCCCGUCAAGCGUACUAAACGUAAUUAUGCGUCGACUUUCUCAUGAAGAAAUUUCAAUGCAAGUUAACCCCCCGUUGAUGUCAAAAGAUAGCCAUAGAGACGACUUACCAUCACGGUGGAUAGGCCAGCUGUCGGUGGACUCGGCACAAAGCCGUAGCAUAACAAUCGAAAGGAGCGGUCCAACAAACAAAACUCACCCUCCGGGGCCCCCUUUCAUCCCCUCGAUACGCUUCACCUGGCUCUCUGCCCUGCGAUUAAAGGACAACGAAGGCCAUACUUUCCUUAGGACGAAAGGUUUACGUAAUCAGACUAUGCACACGGCGAACCUUUUACCUAAAACCUUUGCUAUCGUUACGGCAAUAUUUCAUCUUUGA